AUGGAAGGCCUUAAAUUUCUGACACCUGAUUUAUUUUCGGUGGUUGCUAAUUCUGCAAAUGCUCAUAGUACUGUUUGUCUACAGAAAGGUUUGGUCCUCAUAUUCCGCGGAUAUUACUUCUAUCUCGAGCGGCACCCGGAACCCAUUUAUAGCUCACUUACGGACUCCGUCAUUUCGCUGGUCACGUCUAUAGAAAAGUGGGUGAUUUUGGCUUCCUGGUUGAUCCUCGGACUGUACUUACACGACAAGCGAUUGAUUGUCUCAGUGGGUGAAACGAUCCGAAAUCGGUGGAUGGACAAAUUGGAGCACUUGGAGGAAUGCUUGAUUGAACGGGAUGAUUUAUGUGCGAACGCAUUCGGGAAGCUUCAUGUCGGUCUGAACGAGAUCCGCAUGGUUGUUGAUUCGAUCACCAGACAUACCGAUGCAAGCAGCUAUUUGGAUGCACUAAAUGGCUCUUUUUCCGAGCCUUUUGAGAUUAUAUCUCGAUGCCAAGAUCUUUUUGACGGUGAACCCAUCAUUCAGUUAGAUGAAAAGCUCCAUGAAUUGAAAGAAUUGCACACUGAUUGGUUGAAACUGAUAAGCGUGCUCUCACUUUUCCAUCCCGAGGAAGAUAAAUGGAAUGAGGCUGAAAAUCGAGCCACCAGUGAGAUUAACCAGCGAAUCCGAUGUCUUUUGAAUUCCGCACGCAUUCGCGUACACGGAGAAAAUGGAAUCGCUCAAAUCAUCAAUGUGUUGAAGAACGAAAUCGAGCUUUGGGUGCAAAAAGGACAGCAACUUGUGGACUGUAGAAACGUCCUGAUGAAAAGCAAACAAGCCGCGUCCUUACAACAGACUUCUUCACCCGACAUGGGGCUAAACGUUGAACAGCUGUUUCGCAUGUUGGAGUUUGAUAUCGAACCACUUCGUGCCAGUCUCAAUACCUGGGAUAUGUUGACAAACCAAGCCAUCAAUGCCAUCGGAUUGACGGAGAAAAACGACAGCGCAGGCGGACUAUCGGCAAGACAAAGCAUUCAACAGUCUGUAAAGAUAUCCACUUCGGGGCUUGUAGAUCAUGAACAACAGUCAAACGUUGUGUUGGAUGAAACACUUGAGAUCAAUUCCUUGUGUUGCACAAGUUAUAACCGACAAUGCUCAUCUGUGAAGAAAGACCCUGGGGAAGAAUGGUCAAGCUGUCCGACACAUGUCCUCUUGUGGCUGAAUCGUAUGGAGAAAAGUGUUCCGGCGACCUACGACAGGCGACUAGACGAGGUGAACUUGAUCGCAGAGCGACUUGUGGAAGACCUGGUUAACUUUAUCUGUCCCGAUGCAAGUCACCGUUCACAACCGAACUCGGGCCAUCCGGCCAAAGAGGCAGCUACUCAUGAUCGAGAAAUUUCAGGUCGUCCUUGUUCUAUGCUUACGAACAGGCUCAUUAAAGGUCUCUGGACCAAACUGUCCAAUGAUCGAAUCGAAGGUUACGAAUCUAUCGCUCUCAGUGAGCAGCGCAUCAACUACUUUCAGUUUUUGGCACAAAAGAUAUGUGAAUAUGCACAAAUUUUCGGAUCCAACGGAAGCAUAUCUCUGGAUCAGUUGAAAAAAAUAAUUGUCAACUUUAUGGUCUCCAGAAAUUUGGCACAAAUGAUGAAUGAGCGGCGAGGUAUUCCGGACAAGUUGACGGUGUUACGUUAUCUACAAAGUACUGAUCAAACCAUUCGAGAAACUUCAGUCUUGGAUGCAUCAGACGGCGGUCCGUUUCAUAGCAAACCUGUAGAGCAAGGUGUUGAGCUACCUUCAGAUUUGCCUCAAACUGCCAUGGCAUAUGCUGGAGUGCAAGAACUUGAACAAGUGCGAAAAAACUUGAAUACUGAUGAAAUUAGAGCCUGUGAAGCUGAAGAAAAUGCUCUGAUAGAAGAAAAAGCGUUGUAUGCCGAACUGGAUCGUACGAAAACACUACGUGAGCAAAUUCAGACUAAGAGUGAAAUUUUAAACCGCAUCAAGUUGCUGAAGGAAGAAACCGCUACGGCUUUAGAAGAUCCAUAA
Echinostoma caproni is the source of this 2019-nucleotide messenger RNA. The record is from the annotation of a GenBank genome assembly. Lineage: Eukaryota; Metazoa; Platyhelminthes; Trematoda; Plagiorchiida; Echinostomatidae.